CUGCAGUGGAUUAGUCACCUGGUUUAUUUAAGGCAGAGAGAGGGUGCAGACGCAUCAGUGCAAAACUGCUUAUUUGUACAUAGAGUACAUAGUUAAUGAGAGACUGGGUUGCUUAGUCAGUUAGUCAGUGUGUGUGACUUAGGUCCUAAGUCAUUGUCAGCAUGCAGAGCAACAUCUACAGGCAGCAGAAUGAGCACUUUGAAGUCUUUACCACUGUCCUCUCCCCACAAGUUCACCGGGGACGAUGCCAAUUCAGACAGGCAGAGGCUGACAAGAUGGUGGUAAAGCGCAGCUACAAGCCCCACUGGCCAGAUGAGCUGGCGCUGACCCGGGGUGAGUUCAUCCUGGUUCUGUUUAAAGAUGAUGAGGCCCGGUGGUUUGGGCGGCUGCAAAAUGGACAGCAGGGAUACUUCCCGGCCUCACAUGUCAUGGAGCUGAGCCACCAGGACGAUGAGCCAGCCAAAGAUGUCCACCGCUUAGCGAGACGGGGUUCAGCUCCGGCCACGUAUGCAGGUGGUACUGGCGCACUCAGGCUGCAGGCCCUACGCAGAGCCAGCAGAGCAGCGGCAGGAGGGGGGCCGGAGGGGGCCGGGGGGGCCGAGGGGGAGAGAGAGGGCCCCAUCCUGAUACUGAAGUCCCAGAUCUCUCUUCCUAACAGGCUGCCCCAGCCCCAGCCCCAACCCCAGCCCCAGCCACGACCCCAGCCACAGGCACACAGCUCCCCAAGCUUCUUCCACAGGAUCCUAUCCAAGCACCGUCGGAGGAGUGAGUGUCAUGGGUCCAGCAACACGGGCUACAUGGCCGACUAAGAUGCUGCGAUGGACGGUGGUGUGUGUGGGGAGAGAAACAGGCACAAGAGGGGAAAGGAGGGAGGAGAGAGGAGGAGAUUGGGUAUAGCGGUGGGAUAUUUUUGAAAAGUGACUACAUUUAGUGCCCACCCCCAAUAGGGCCAGGUAGGGUUGCCAUAGUUACAUCACUGACGCUAGUCUAUGGCUGAACUGCUGGCUGCAUCAUUGAAGAGCUGGAGUGAGGGUAACUACUUCCCUGCCUCCUCUGUAAAGUGUUCAAGAAAUAUCAAUGGUGUACUGUAUAUACAUUUUCCGGGAUUAACAUGUGACAUUAAGCAAGCCGUAAAUUGAGGGGUUGAAUAGGGGGGGAAAGUAUUUCAUUAAUAGUCAAAGAGGGAUCAGAUUUAUGGCUAUAUUUUAUGAAGCUAACUGUGUUUACUUCAGCCAAAUAAUGUUCCAUGAGUCUGCCUGAGCUUUCUGUUCCAUGUUGUCAUCCAUAUUAGGCUGUAUUCUCUGCAACUACGACAUUCCAGAGCAGCACUAAAUCAUUGAUAUAUUUCCUUUUGACUAUAAAUUGUUCAAUUUAAUUUGUGUAAAACCCAACAUCAGCCAAGAAUGUAUUUUUCAUAAAAAUAAUCAAACCCGUA
This is a messenger RNA of Salmo salar (Atlantic salmon), 1435 nucleotides long. RefSeq lists its product as uncharacterized. Lineage: Eukaryota; Metazoa; Chordata; Actinopteri; Salmoniformes; Salmonidae. Gene Ontology annotation, molecular function: protein binding. The record is from RefSeq and is a predicted model, not a curated record.